This is a messenger RNA of Durotheca rogersii, 3955 nucleotides long. Its product is annotated as WD40 repeat-like protein. Gene Ontology annotation, molecular function: ubiquitin binding. Lineage: Eukaryota; Fungi; Ascomycota; Sordariomycetes; Xylariales; Xylariaceae. The transcript has 7 exons. The record is from RefSeq and is a predicted model, not a curated record. Bases 348 to 3359 code for a protein of 1003 amino acids. Gene Ontology annotation, biological process: double-strand break repair via homologous recombination; protein deubiquitination.
UCCCUCGUUACCUGGCCGUAUGAAGGCAUGUCUACACGUAUGCACAUUACCUACCCCGAAUCCGCCGACGAACCAGCCAUUCCGCCCACCCAUGCAUGAUCCCUCCCCUCCACUCGCUCGUCUUCAUUCACCCUCCUCUUCGCUUCACCCGCCGUGCCUCGCCUUGCUUGGCCUCCCACCCUCCCUGUCCGCGCACAUUCCGUCCACGUUGUAUGCAUACCUAGCUAGCUAUACUCGGUUCGUUAUGUAGCUACCAUCUUCACGUUACAUGCUAGCACACCCCUUUUUGACCGAUUCCGUCCAUCAACUUCUCUACGCAUGACUCUCUCGACAAAUUGCUACUCGCCAUGGCCAAAAAGGCGCGUCAAAGGAUAAGCUACGUUCUGGAACUGGAUCAUUCGUCGUCUGGUGGCCAUAGGCUCGGGGUGAACGGGCUCGCCGUGGACCGAGACAAUGCUAUUCUCUAUUCCGGGGGUAGAGACGGUGUCAUCUGCGCCUGGGAUCUGAACCUCGAUCUCGGUAACCAUUCCGACCGUGACCGCGCUUCCACCCGCAGCUCGAGAUCCCAGCCGACCACCAAGUUUCGCGCCUCGACCCAAGCCCACACCCACUGGGUCAACGACAUCGUACUCGCCUCGAACAAUACCGCUCUCGUCUCUGCAUCUUCCGACCUGACUGUCAAGGUAUGGCGGCCCAGUUUGGGAGACGCCGAACCUCACACCAUCGGUCAGCACGCCGACUAUGUCAAGUGUGUCGCAACACCUAGCUCCGCCGACUGGGUAGCCUCGGGCGGACUCGACCGGAAGAUAUACCUCUGGGAUCUCAAUGGCAAGGGGAAGUCUCUGGAGAUCGACGUCAGGGGAGAGGACGUUAGCGAGAAGGCCUCGGUGUACGCCAUGAGUGUAGGCCGAAAUAUUCUCGCCAGCGGCGGUCCGGAAUCCAUAGUGCGCCUGUGGGACCCGAAGUCGGGCAAGAGGAUCACCAAGUUUGUGGGCCACACGGACAACAUUCGCGCCAUACUCAUGAACGAGGCCGGCGACACCGUCAUGACUGCUAGUUCCGACCAGACUGUCAAAGUAUGGAGUGUUACCGCUGGUCGGUGUGUAUAUACCCUGACUAUGCACAACGACAGCGUCUGGUCGCUUUUCUCCGAGCACCCCGAACUGGCCGUUUUGUACAGCAGCGACCGAUCUGGUCUGAUCGUCAAGACGGACACGAGAGGCGUCGUGGAGAUGGAUGAGGGGCUGUCUGUUGCCGUCGCCCAGGAGCACGACGGUGUGAGUAAAGUGGUGGCCUGCGGAGACUACAUCUGGACGGCCACCUCUAGCUCUUCUAUCAAUCGGUGGACCGACGUUGACACUGGGCCCGACGCUCAACUUCCGGAGCCGUUUAGGCAUCUACGUGUGGGAAGUCCGUUCUCAAGAUCGACGAAGCCGCCUACGGCAUCCGGCGACGAGCAAGCAAAGCACGAGAUCCCUGCGAAAUCGAUUUUGAGGAUAUCAAACACCGCGAUUUAUCCGCCAGAACUUGAUGGCCCCCCCGAACCUCAUUCUGCACCUGGCGUGGUUUCCAGGAAAGGCUCCGAGAUAGCUGAUGAUUCUGCGGUCCCUGCCAUCGAGCCCAUACAUCACCUACCAGAAGAAACCGUCGAGGGCCAAAACGGCUUGGUCAAGCACAAACUCCUCAACGACCGGCGGCGGGUCUUGACCUUGGACACGGCCGGAGACGUUCUGCUGUGGGAUCUGAUAAGAUGUGAAGUUAUCCAAAGGUUUGGCAAGAAGCAUCUCGAAGACGUCGAGCCCUCGAUAAACACGCUCGAGGCGGUUGCCCCCUGGUGCUCGAUCGAUACGAGCUCCGGAAAUCUAACCGUCGUGCUGGAGCCUUUCAACUGCUUUGACGCUGAAAUGUACGCCGAUGAAUUGGUUCUGGCAGAGCCCGUGGAAUUCCGAGAGGACCAGAGGAUAAACCUGGGGAGAUGGAUCCUGCGAUAUCUGUUUGCCAAGUUAAUCGACGAGGAAAUCAAGCGCGACGAGGUUCACAGGCAAAAGCUCAACGAGGGCGUCGAGAACCGCCGGGCCGCUUCUCGACUUAACCCGCCGAUCUCCAUACCGCUAUCCGCGCCAAAUGUGCAAGGGUGGGAACCCAGCGACUCGCCCGUAACGACUCCUCGCGCGAACGGAGCCAAUCUACCCAUGAGUCCAGGACUAGCUAUAGGCUUAGCUACCCCGGCUUCGAACCUACCGGGUAUUUCCGAGGGUAUCGCCACUCCGGUUAAUCCUCUCGAGAGGGUGUCUAUUCCGCACCAUAGUUGGCCGUCCGGCGAUGAUUAUUUCUCCGGUGGCAUUAGCUCGGUGGAUGCUACCGCGAAAGCCGGCCCGGCCCCGACCCCGGCGCCGGCGGACCAGCCACCCGCUAAGGAAGAGACACCAAAGACCCCGGUAGAGACGAAAGAAAAAGAGAAGGAUGGCGCCAAGUCCCCGAGUACGCCUUUUGCCAAGAAGUUCCGGAUGGGCAUGUCGUUUGGUUCCAAGAAGCUUGGGAAGUCGGCGGCUGCUAACGUCGAGAAACCCGUCGCCACGGAAGAGAAGCCAGAGGAAAACAAGUCGGAGUCGUCGUCUAAUCACGAAAAAGAAGUCGACGACAAUCUCCGCGGCGUAAUCCAGAAAAUCCAUAACGAGUACGAGAAGCAACUCCUCGAGAAUCCGGAUAACACCAUCGAGACGAAAAUCACACCGGCCCUUCCUAUCGACGCUCCAGUGUUGAAGCUCCCAUCCGGCACCAAGGUUAUCAUCCAAGAGGAGACAUCGGGUGGUAGUGCCAACCUGUACCGGGGUACGGUUAUGACCGUCGGCGUAGACGCAGAUAUUAUCGAGGAGAAAGCCCCGGUGUGGCUGGGCGAAGUGCUCCUCACGAACACGAUACCGCAGAAAGAGCCGGUCAAGAUAUCGUUUGUCUUGUAUCCCUGGAAGGACUCGUUACCUAGCAUCGCGGCGGCGGACGGAAACAAUCGCCUCAACGCCAACAGGAUGUUGAGGGUCAAGAAAAUCCUGGCGUACAUCGCCGAAAGGAUCGAUCCGACGUACGAGGAAGCGGGUUCGGAUGCCCUCAAACCAGAGGAAUACAUGGAGCUGUAUUGCAACGAUCAGUUGCUACCUAGUACCAUGAGCCUCGCCACUCUGCGAGCCCAUAUAUGGAAAGGAGGUAAUGAUGUCGUCUUGUACUACAAGGCGAAUGGCCGAAAGGAAAUUCCCAAGGAACUGCCGAAACCGCAAGCGGUAGAAGAGCCUGCUGCGCCGGAAGCUGGAGGACAGCCGGCGGCGGCUACGACGGUCCCAUCACCGAUCGCUACUGUGGGUUGAAGUGGUUUGAGGCAAAGGGGUAAACAAUCGGGAGGGUAUCAUCUGUUAUGUCUAUAUCCGGCAAGUCUAAAGGGGGUAUUCUGUCACCUGUUGUACAUAGAUAAUGGCACUCGUCCACCCCGCAUCCCGAGUCGUGCUCGGAAGCACAACUCGGGAUAUAUAUAUAUAUAAUUAUACCCCACGAGAUUAUACACGGCGAGAGCGAGAGCGGGGUUGCAUUCUCAAGCACCCGUUCCCAUAGUAAGUGCUUUCUCAUCCCGGUUUUCGUUUUCAAUUAGUGUCAUCGUAUGUAAAGGUGUCAUAAAAUGUUCCCCUGCAGGACGUUGACGGCCCACUGGUAGCUGCCCAGGAAGAUGGCGCCGCCGGCGCUGAUCCACAUGACGCGGGGCCCGAUUCCGGCGAAGAAGGGCCGGAUGCCGUGGUUGGACAGCAGGUCCCUCAGGACGACGAAGACGCUCUGGCGUUCCUUGGACAGCAUGACGCGGGUCUUGAGCACGUCGAGCGGGGUAGUGACGGCGGCAGCGACGGCGCCAGCAAGGCUGCCGCAGAGGGCGCUCUCGCCGGCGGUGACGUCGGCGCGGCCGGUGGUGCUGCCG